CCCUUCAGAUAAGAAACAUUCAUGUGUUCAAUAAAUGUAUCUUUUUGUGAUAAAUACUGAAGAAAUAUUAUGGUUAAAAAUAAGUAUUUAUUGAGAGUAACGAUAAACGAAAAUUGGAAUACGUAAUACUUUAUCGAUAAUUUUCGCAAAUCAGUUUUUCUUUGAACAUUAAACCUCUAUUAAAAUUUAAGAAAAAAAUGAAGAAUUAUUGCCAUUAAGUGAAACUUAAGUAAUAUUAUAUGUAUAAUAAUUCAAAUAUUUUGUAGUUUUUGCAAAAUAAUUAUUAGUGAAAUAGUCAAUAAGUACUUUAAAUUUUGUUUAAAAAACCAUCGAUGAAAUAAUAAUAAUAAUGAUGAUACAGACAGCCUGUCGAUUGAUGAUUGAGUUUAAGACGGGAAUACAACAUCAUUAAUUUAAACAUGCAAAGUAGCGGAAGCUCAGAGUACUUGCUUGACCAACAAGCAGAAGAGUUAAGAAAACGAAAAUUACAAGAAUUAUCAACGACGAAGAAAAAACCUAUAUUACAACCCAAGCGUACAUUUCGUGAAGCAUUUCGAUUUUAUUCCACCUCUCUCUUGGCAUUUCUCUCUGUAACUGGUGGAUCCUCAUUAUUAUUCUUAGUGCCACUUUAUGUAGAUCCAGCUAUUUCUACAUUAGCCAGUAAUUUUGUAGUAGAGCCUACAAUUUGUGUUACACAACGACGAGAAGAUUUAACUGGUCUUUUUAACUGUUCUUGGUCAAGUUGUCGUGAAGGAUGCACAUCAGAUGUUUUCAAAUGUAGUCACAUCUAUGUAGCAUUCAUAGAAAACUUUACAUUUCCUGCAAAUUUAAAGCCACUAGAGCUAGUGAAUCUAACUGAUUCAAUGACUUUAUAUUCAGAAGAUUCUGUACUAUUGGUCAAUAUAAAAGGAUGUGGCUACCCACCAAAAGUUAAAUGCGACCCAUUUAUUGAUCUUUAUGGUCAUGAAGGUACUAUAUUUCCUUGUUACUAUUCUCAAGUGAAUAAAACCGUGGUACUCACGCAUUAUAGUCGAGAUGAUCAAAUUCAGACGAUAAUCAACUUUUUCCUCAUUCCAUUUAUUGUCACGGUCUUAGCAUCUGUGGGACUUUGUUGUAUUCAUUGUGAUUGCAGAUGUAAGAAGGAAAGAGUAAAAAAACGUCGUAAACCUCGUUAUCGCCAGCCAAGAUUAGAAAAUGUCAGUGACUCAUCUAUAUCUACAAGAAUUGAUUUGUUGACAGCAGCUAUAGAAGUAUACAAAUCUCCACCAAUACUUUGACACGAGGUACUAGAAAAGGAAGAAACUGUAGACAGUCAUCUAGGCGAUAUUUCUAGCAGUGAUCUGUGACAAAAUAUAUAAUUAUUAUUUUUUUUUUAAAUUAAAAAUUACUUUACUUUCCAUGAUUUACCACAAUUGAUUUAUUGAAUAACUUGAUAGCCUAAUUAAAAGUUUAAUUAAUAAAUAUAUGUGUAUUCUAUAUCAAACAAAUAGAUGAAUUUCCUUUCUCCAUUUAGACAAGUUUCUAUUCGGUGGAUCAUCAAAAUAUAUUGAAUUUAGUUACCUAACAUUUGUUUGUGAAAUUCUUUUAAAUAAAUUGCGUUACAUAAAUAAUAAUUGCGUGAUUAAUAGCUUACGUGAUAGCUUAAAACUGUUUUUAUUUAUAAUAUGUAUUUAAAAAGCUAAUAGUAUAAAAAAAUAAAAUAAUAAAAAAGGGAAUUGAAUGAGUUUGACAUAACAAGUAGGAAUGAUCGAUU
Culicoides brevitarsis is the source of this 1753-nucleotide messenger RNA. RefSeq names its product protein tipE (gene Teh1). Gene Ontology annotation, molecular function: sodium channel regulator activity. Gene Ontology annotation, cellular component: plasma membrane. Gene Ontology annotation, biological process: regulation of sodium ion transport. NCBI's taxonomy places the organism in Eukaryota, Metazoa, Arthropoda, Insecta, Diptera, Ceratopogonidae. The transcript is spliced from 3 exons. The record is from RefSeq and is a predicted model, not a curated record. The coding region runs from base 420 to 1277 and encodes 285 amino acids.